UCUUCCCUCGCCGGAGCUAGGGCUUUCUCUCUCUCUCUAUAUAUAUAUAUAUAAAUGGCCUUGUCCUGGAGACACCACACACUUAUCCAGGCCCUUCUAUGUCGCGGUCCCCUUAUCGAAGACCAGUUCCGUUCAAUCUUUGCCGGCGUUUCAGGAGAAAGACUAAGUAGCAAUAGAAGGUUAUUCAAUGAUUAUCUUCUGAAGAUAAACAAAGAACUUGCUUUUGCCCAGUUUGAGUUACGGGCUUGCAGGAAUCAAUAUGAUGGUAAUGUUUAUUAUGGAAUGGUUAACAAUGUGGCUGAUGAACAGUCCAAGCUUGGAACCCAAUACACAGUUCCUCAGAUUACUUUCUAUAAAGGAAUUAUUGAGGCGAUUAUCCAGGAUGCAACAGCUCAAGGUAGCAUAUCCAACAUUGAUGCUCUCAAUGUCCGAUUAGAGAGUCAGGCUGGACCAAGUCAAGUUCCUACUGCUGUGAAAACCUUUUCGUUCUCUCAGAAGGAAAAAACUCUUGAAGAACUAGUCCGAGACCAAUGGCUCUGCUCGACAGUUGAUGGUAACAUUGGAUUAGGUCCACGAUCAUUUCUGGACUUGCGCAGCUGGUUUCAUAACAAUGAUAUCCCUACCUGUGAAGUUUGCAGUGAAGCUUUAGUCAAGGCGGAGUCUUGCCCAAAUGAAAGCUGCAAUGUUCGAAUCCACAAAUACUGUCUAAGUAUGAAAUUUUCCCAAAGAAAGGUUGAAAAAGUUUGUUCCAGUUGCAAGACUCCAUGGCCGUGUGAGGUCAAUACAUUAGAAGCUGUGAAGGCGGAGGAAGAUGAUCACUUGAAUGAACCGUCUCAGAAUAAUGUACCCCCUUUAACAAGAAAGAGGCGAAUGUCGAGUCGGGCUACUGAUCCAGAUCAAGUUGGAUCAAGUUCCUCACCAAUUUCAGGUGGUAAUGAAGUUGUUAGGAGGGUGACAAGGAAAACAUCAAGGUUGAAAUAGUAGUAGACUUUUUCACCAUAUUUCUUCUCUUCAUUGUAUAAAACUUAUGCGGUAGCCUUAAA
This is a messenger RNA of Impatiens glandulifera, 1043 nucleotides long. Its product is annotated as non-structural maintenance of chromosomes element 1 homolog. Bases 55 to 981 code for a protein of 308 amino acids. Lineage: Eukaryota; Viridiplantae; Streptophyta; Magnoliopsida; Ericales; Balsaminaceae. Gene Ontology annotation, cellular component: Smc5-Smc6 complex; nucleus. The transcript is spliced from 6 exons. Gene Ontology annotation, biological process: DNA damage tolerance; double-strand break repair via homologous recombination. Gene Ontology annotation, molecular function: ubiquitin-protein transferase activity. The record is from RefSeq and is a predicted model, not a curated record.